This is a messenger RNA of Myotis brandtii (Brandt's bat), 1043 nucleotides long. RefSeq names its product RB-associated KRAB zinc finger protein. Bases 63 to 1043 code for a protein of 326 amino acids. NCBI's taxonomy places the organism in Eukaryota, Metazoa, Chordata, Mammalia, Chiroptera, Vespertilionidae. Gene Ontology annotation, biological process: regulation of DNA-templated transcription. The transcript has 6 exons. The record is from RefSeq and is a predicted model, not a curated record.
GCCAGAUAACGACGGAGCCUCCCGGCGUCCGCGUCGCUCGCUGACCGGGUCCCGCACGGAGGAUGUGCACUGCAGCUCUGCCUUCACGGUUCUCCACACUCUUCCAGGGGCGGAAGGAAAUGAACACAUCCGAGGGGUCAGUGUCGUUCGAGGAUAUAUCUGUGGCCUUCACCCGGGAUGAGUGGCAGCUGCUGGACUCUGCUCAGAGGCACCUGUACAGGGACGUCAUGCUGGAGAACUACAGGCACCUGUUGUCCCUGGGGCACUGUGUCGCCAAACCUGAGCUGAUAUUCAAGUUGGAGCAAGGAGAAGAACCACGGAUAGUAAAGGGAGAGUUCCCGAGUCAGAGCCACCCAGAAGUCCAGAAAGUCAAUAACAUGAAAGAGAGAAGCCAAGAAAAUGAAGAUAUAUAUCCAAAGCAAGCUUUAUUCAGCAACAACAAAACAAUGACUAAGGAGAGAAGUAAAACCUUAGGAGAAGAAAUUAAUAUGGCCACAAACCCAGUGUCUUCAAGAAAAAUAUCUCAUAAAUGUGACUCAUUUGGAACAAACUUGAAAAGUGUUUCAGAAUUAAUUCUUAGUAAUAGAAUCCAUGCAAUAAACAAGCCCAACAAUUUCAACGGAUGUGUAUUCCUUGAUACUAUGCAUGAGAAAACUCAUACAAUGAGCAAGCCCUGUGACAAUGAUCAAAAGAAGUCCCACAGUCAUAAUGAUUACUUUAGUCAACAUCAGAAGAAUUCAGCUUCAGAGCAACUUCUUACAUAUAAUAAUUGUGGGAAAGCCUUUCACAAAAAAACAGCCUUUGUUACAUAUAAGAGAGUUCCCACAGGAGAGAACCCCUCUGAAGGUAAAAAACAUAGAACAACCUUCAAGCAAAAGUUAAAGUUCAGUGCUUAUCUGAAAACCCUUAGGGAAAGGAAGCCACAUGAAUCCAGUAAAAAUGGGAAAUCUUCAUGGGCUGGAGAGUCCAUGAGCCAUCCUGAAGCUGCAGGAAUGCAGCUUGGCCUCAAACUCCAGAAAAACACCAAGAAGUCUCAGGACUAG